Prunus armeniaca (apricot) is the source of this 441-nucleotide messenger RNA. The record is from the annotation of a GenBank genome assembly. Lineage: Eukaryota; Viridiplantae; Streptophyta; Magnoliopsida; Rosales; Rosaceae.
AUGGAUCAUGAUCAGAUCAUCCAUGUGGAUUUCCCUACCGACAUUUUAUGCAGUUGCUGUACAGCAGAAACACCAGAAGAGGGGCUUGAGGCCAACUCCUUGGGUGGUGAAUUGGGAGACGCAUUGUCGGCGACAUCUGAAGCGGCGUCGUUUGCCUCGUUCCCAAAGUUGGGAGCAUUUUCUACAGCAGCAGAAAAAGACGAUUUGUUGGUGGUGGGAUUGACGAGCUUGGGAGCCUUGGAAGAGGCUUUGGACGACGUCGUCUCCUUUGGAAGCAAAAUUGGGUUUAUCUGCGGAAGCACACUGCCACUGGCUAUGGUCACUCCUUUCAAAAGCUUCUCCAGCUCCUCGUCGUUUUUCACUGCCAAUAGCACGUGUCGCGGGCUGAUCCAAGUCUUCUUGUUGUCACGUGCCGCAUUCCCCUCCAACUCCAGAACCUGA